Jatropha curcas is the source of this 1442-nucleotide messenger RNA. Its product is annotated as protein neprosin. The record is from RefSeq and is a predicted model, not a curated record. NCBI's taxonomy places the organism in Eukaryota, Viridiplantae, Streptophyta, Magnoliopsida, Malpighiales, Euphorbiaceae.
UUAAGGGAAAAAGAAUGAAACACCUUACCCAUAUAAGAGAGAAGGGAUAGAAGCAUAAAAUUCACGGAUUAAUUUCAUAUCACAAACACAAAGUACGAAAAUUUCACAAUGACUGAGGGGAACCAUGUGAUCAAAAUUAGAAGCUACAUCUAUGUGUUUGUGGCAUUAUCUUACAUCUUCAAUGGUGGUGAUGCAAUGAUCAAAGCAACAAUGAAAGACAUGGAAAUGGCUAAGCAUACAGGAACAGUCAAAACCAUAAAGGUUGAAGACGGUGAUGUAAUUGACUGUGUUGACAUCUACAAACAACCAGCUUUUAGUCAUCCACUCCUCAAGAAUCACAAAAUACAGUUGAAACCCAGUUCCUAUCCUGGUGGAAUCAUGACAAGCAACAACUCUGUCCUUUUUCAAGAAUGGAAUAAGAAAGGAAAAUGCCCUAAAGGAACAAUUCCUAUUGUAAGAACACAAGUAUUUAAUCCUCUGAAACCUAGACCAAUUAUCCCAAACCAGACACACUAUAAUAGAAGCGUUUAUAGUAAUGAUAUUUAUGAGCACGCCCAAGUCUCUGCGGACGGUGGCAACUUCUUAGGAGCACAAGCAAGACUUAAUGUAUGGAAUCCUGCAACUUUUGGUACAGAAGUUAGUUCGGCUCAAAUUUGGGUUGUAGCAGGACGUGACCAAGGUCUUAACUUUAUUCAGGCUGGUUGGAAGGUUAACAAAGGGGAAAAGGAUACAAGGUUUUAUAGUUAUUGGACGAGAGACAAUUAUCAAAGUACAGGUUGCUACAAUCUUGAUUGCCCUGGUUUUGUGCAAACCAACCAUAGAAUUGCUUUUGGUGCUGCUAUAGAACCAAUCUCCAAAUACGAUGGCCCGCAAUAUUCUAUAGACAUAACUAUACACAAGGACAUGAAGAGUGGGAACUGGUGGCUGCAAGUGCAUGGUCAAGAAGUAGGAUAUUGGCCUCCAUCAAUAUUAACAAGUCUAGCUAAUAGAUCAACAUUAAUAAAUUGGGGUGGAUUGGUUGUGAAUUUUCAAUAUCAUGGUCGCCAUACAUCUACUCAAAUGGGAAGUGGGCUUUUUCCAGGAGAAGGGUUCGGAAAAGCAAGUGCAUUUUGGGGUCUUGGAUAUAUAGACAAUUUGGGUAAAAUGAGAGAUCCUGAACAUCUUAUGCCUUAUGUCACAAAGCCUUCUUGCUAUGACUUGAAAGUUGGAAAAAAAAACAAGGAUUUUGGAGUUCACUUUUAUUAUGGGGGUCCUGGAUUUUCACCACGAUGCCUGUAGAGCAAUUAAUUACCUUAUUUUCAACACAGAAGCAAGUAUUUAAAUAAAGAGCAAGAAUAUUAAUCAAAUGACAUAUAAAUUUUUAUUUUAUAUUUACGGUCGUGUUCAGCAACAUAUUUCAUAUAGCUUUUAGAAUUUUAAAUAAAAUCAAAACUCUAUCUCUA